Molecule: messenger RNA, 4666 nt
Organism: Hypanus sabinus (Atlantic stingray)
Lineage: Eukaryota; Metazoa; Chordata; Chondrichthyes; Myliobatiformes; Dasyatidae
Gene: edem2
Product: ER degradation enhancer, mannosidase alpha-like 2
Exons: 11
Coding region: 104-1822 (572 amino acids)
Biological process (GO): carbohydrate metabolic process; endoplasmic reticulum mannose trimming; mannose trimming involved in glycoprotein ERAD pathway
Cellular component (GO): endoplasmic reticulum; membrane
Molecular function (GO): mannosyl-oligosaccharide 1,2-alpha-mannosidase activity; calcium ion binding
Source: RefSeq, a predicted model, not a curated record
GAAACUUCCGGGUUUCCUGACUGGGGGAAAAAGCCGGGAAGCGCACGUCAGUCAUUCGGACCCCGGGGCUCGGGAGAACGGGGCCGUGAGCGUGAGCAAGUCGAUGCACGGUAUCUUUUAUACCGCUUGCUUUUUCCUAGUCACCGGGGCAGGUGGCAACAAUGCAAAGGGCAAAGAAAUUCGGGCGGAGGCGAUGGCCCGGUACAGGGAGCGUGUUAAAGAAAUGUUUUAUCAUGCCUACAAUAACUACUUAGAGAAUGCGUUCCCCUAUGAUGAACUGCGACCUUUAACUUGUGAUGGCCAGGAUACCUGGGGAAGCUUUUCUCUGACUCUGAUUGAUGCCUUGGAUACUCUCCUGGUGCUGGGCAACGUGACUGAGUUUCAGAGAGUUGUCCACAUUCUUCAGGAUGGAAUGAACUUUGACAUCGAUGUCAACGCAUCUGUGUUUGAGACUAACAUUCGAGUGGUGGGUGGCCUGUUGUCUGCUCACCUGCUCUCCCGGGAGGGCGGCAUCGCUGUGGAGCCAGGCUGGCCGUGUACGGGCCCUCUGCUCAGAUUGGCAGAAGAAGCUGCACGUAGACUGCUGCCAGCUUUCCAGACUCCAACCGGAAUGCCAUUUGGGACGGUGAAUCUUAUGAACGGGGUGAAUCCCGGUGAGACGCCAGUCACGUGCACCGCAGGAAUAGGCACCUUCAUACUGGAGUUUGCUACGCUGAGCCGCUUGACGGGCGACCCCGUGUUUGAGGAGGUGGCGAAAAAGGCACUGGACGGAUUGUGGAAAAGCCGGUCGGACAUUGGCCUUGUGGGAAACCAUAUUGAUGUGUUAACUUCAAAGUGGGUGGCCCAGGAUGCUGGGAUUGGGGCAGGAGUCGACUCUUACUUCGAGUAUCUGGUGAAAGGAGCCAUUCUGUUGCAAGACGAAGGCCUGAUGUCGUCUUUCCUUGACUAUGAGAAAGUGAUUAAGAAUUACACCAAGUUUGAUGAUUGGUAUGUCUGGGUUCAGAUGUACAAAGGCACCGUCUCCAUGCCUGUCUUUCAGUCUCUGGAAGCUUUCUGGCCAGGACUACAGAGUUUAGUUGGUGACAUCCAUAAUGCAAUGAAAACUUUCCACAACUACUACCAGGUUUGGAAACAGUACGGGGGGCUCCCCGAGUUCUACAGCAUCCCCCAGGGCUCGACUGUCGACAAGCGAGAAGGCUACCCACUUCGACCAGAGCUUAUAGAGAGUGCCAUGUAUCUGUAUCGAGCAACAGGAGACCCAACCUUCCUGGAAUUGGGCAGGGAUGUGAUUGAGGCCAUUGAGAAGAUAAGUCGUGUCGAUUGUGGAUUUGCUACUGUCCGGGACUUGCGUGACCACAAACUGGAUAACCGCAUGGAGUCCUUCUUCCUAGCAGAGACUGUGAAGUACCUCUACUUGCUCUUCGACCCCGACAACUUCCUCCACAACGACGGGACCACCUUCCACACGGUCACCACCCCCUACGGCGAAUGCGUGCUGGGGGCCGGCGGCUAUCUGUUCAACACAGAGGCGCACCCCAUCGACCCCGCGGCCCUGCACUGCUGCAGCCAGCACCGGGAGGAGCGCUGGGAAGUCGAGGCGCUGAUGCACGAGUUCCGCAGCGCGCGGAAAGCGGGGGCGGGGCUGCACGCGGGAGGCUCUUCUCAACAGGCUCGAGCUCAAGGCAAGAGCAAGUGGACGGCUGAAGAUGGGAACGAAGGAAAAAGAAAAACAAAUAAGAAAAUUCCCGUGCUGAGUUGCCCGAGUCAGCACUUCAGCUCCAAACUUGCUGUGUUGGGUCAAGUGUUUACAGACUCGUCCUAAUCUUAACCUUGGAUCAGGGGCUCCCAACCUGGGUCUACUGACCUCUUGGUUAAUGAUAGGGGCCCUUGGCAUAAAACAGAUUGGGAACCCCUGCCUUACAUCUUUAUUUAUGGAACUGUGAAAUAAAGUUUUAUAUAGGAUUUUCCAAAUUCCUUUUGUGGUCAGUGGAUCUGAAGAACAGUGAAUUCUACAUCACGAGGUAUCUGGUUUGAGCAGUUUUGGGCCCCUUAUCUAAGAAAGGUUGUGCUGGUGUUGGAGGGGGUCCAGUGGAGGGUCAGGUUAAGUGAAAGGGUAUAUAUAUGAGGAGCAUGGCUCUGGGUCUGUACUUGCUGGAGUUAGAAGAAUGGGCUGGGUGGGUGGAAUCUCAUUGAAACUUGAUGAAUAUUGGAAGGCCUAGAUAGAGUGGAUGUGGAGAGGAUGUUUCCUAUAGUGGGUGGGUCUAGAACCAGAGAGCACAGCUUCAAUACAAGAACAUCCAUUUAGAACAGAGAUGAGGAGGAAUUUCUUUAGCCAGAGGGUGGCGAAUCAGUGGAAUUUACUGGCACAGACGACUGUGAAGUUGUUGGUAUAUUUAAAGUUGAGGCUGAUAGACUCUUGAGUAGUAAGGAUGUAGAAGGUUAUGAGGAGAACAAGGAGAACGGGGUUAAGAGAGAUAAUAAAUCAGCCUUGAUGGAAUGGUGGAGAAUAUUCAAUGGACUGCAAGGCCUGAUUCUCCUCCUACGUCUUGUGUCUUAAUUACCUCCAGAGGUUCAAAUCACUGGGAUCUUCACGAUUGUUAUUUAAAGGACAGAUUGCAAGUAGGAUGAGACGUUUGCUACAGACAGAAACUUUUGUGUGCUCAUGAUAUCAUGCAGAAUAUUACAAUUGAAUUAAAUAUUAAACAGUACAGGGUAGGCUCUUCGAUCCAUGAUGUCUGUGCUGUACAUGAUGCCUAAUUAAACUAAAUCUCCUCUUCCUGCCUGUGAUCCAUACUCCUGCAUUCCCUGAAGUCACCUGACUAUCUAAAAGCCUCUGUGGUAUCGGUAUCAGCUUCCAUCAGUUCCUCUGGCAGCCAGUUCCAGGCUCCCACCACUCACUGUAUUUAUAAUAUUUUUUAAAAAGCUUUCCUUCUUCAAACUUUCCUCCGCAACUUAAAUGAACAUCCUCCAGUAUGUCAUUUGCCUCAGAAGAAAGAUUCUGUGUGUCUUUAGUUUUAAGUUCUGAUUGCAGCUACCGCAUAAUUGUACUGCAGACCACAGUAAUUAAAUGUCCGACCAUUCUUAGGAUGAAGGAGGAAUCUUGUCAAGAACAUUGCAGACCAUCAUAUAAGACAGUAUGCAUGCAGUGGUAUGUCAGCGUCGUGGUUAACACAGUGCUUUACAUUAUAGGCAAUCUGGGUUCAAUUCUGUAUGUUUUCCGCGCGACGACACGGGUUUCCUCUGGGUGCUCCUGUUUCCACCCAGUGUCUAAAGACGUACCAGUUGUAGGUUAAUUGGUCGAUGGAAAUUGUCCUGAGAAUAGGGUAGCCGCUUGGCAGUGCGGCUCAAAUUGCUGGGAGGGCCUGUUUCACGCUGUAUUGCAAUAAUAAAUAAAUAAACGGAACCCCCCCCCCCCCACCAUUUCUUUGGGCUCCGUAAGCCUAGGGAAUGCACGUUCUGGUCCCGCCAAACCCAUGAGAAGGGGACGGCUCUCCCACCCCAAACCCCAGUUUGUGUGGAUGCUGUGUAACUUGCUGCCCUGGUGCCAAGAAACAUCAGACAGCACCCUGCAUUCGGUUAAAGGAAUUAUAUUUAUGAAUCUUAACUAAAGGGUCAGUAGAAAAACGGGGGGGGGGGGAGAAGAAAAAACAGAAAGGGCCCAUUAUAAUUAAACAGUCAAAUGUUCACAAGUUGAAACUCAACUCUUCCAAAAGUCACACUCGCCAAUCCUCUGUAGACCCUGGCACCGUGCUCCAUCGAAUCACAGUCCCCCACCAGGUCAAAUCCUACAAACUGUUCUCUCCAGUGUCUUCUCUCUUCAUCCCCUGCCGAACCAAGGACCCGGGCUCACAACGGUGUCAGGUGUACAGCACAGAAACCCCGCUCCCCUGAUUGGACAGCUCACAUUCUGAAGCACCUGUUGUCUCUGACCAUAACCCAAACACUGCUUCUACAGAAAGACCAUCACGUUAGCAGUGAAACCUUUUCCAGAGUGUUACGAAACAAAACACUGAAGGAAUUCAGCACGUCAGGCAGCACCUAUCAAAAGGAUUAAAGAGUUGAAGUUUCAGGCCACUCAUUUCCUAUUGGCAUGUACUUGUUUCACUUUUAAAGUCUUACCAGGCCCUGAUGCAACCUGUCAAUUUACACCCCACCACCAGAAGUUUGUCAAAGUUUUAGAUAUCAUGCUGAAUCUUCGUAAACAUCUAUUAAAGUAGAGGGGCUGUUGUGCUUUCUUCGUAAUUGUACUUGUGCUGGGCCGAGGACAGAUCCUCAGAAGUGAUAACACCCAAGAAUUUAAAGUUGUUGACUCUCCACCUCUGAUCUUCUGAUGAGGACUGGCUGUUUUCCUCUUUCUGGAGUCAACAAUCAUCUCCCUGGUCUUGCUGAUAUUGAGUGAGAGGUAGUUGUCCUGUCAGCACUCGGCCAAAUUCCCAGUCUCAUCACCACCUUUGUGUUUUGGCCAAUGUCAGUGGCAUUGUCAGCAAACUUCCAGAGGGGGAGAAAAUGCAGUUUCCACCCUUCUCCAGGCAACCUGGACAAAUCAAUGAACUAAUGUGAAUUCCAACAUUGAAAUGUCCUGAAAAUACUACAUCUUGAGGCAUGACUAUGCUACAUUUGUACUUGACAAACUUCUCUGGACGUUGGAAUAAAGUGUGCCUUGGGA